AUGGCUCACGUACAGGUCCAGCAGAUCCAGGAUGAUGCAGACGCUUUGGAUCUCAUUCUGAGACGACGGCGGAGGAGAGUCCUGAGGCGUAAGCGGCUUUGGGUUCGAAAAUGGCUGGACGAAGUCAGACGGUUGCAGCAAGGUCUCAAACUGUUCGAGAGCAAAUGGGAGAAUGGAGAACUGAUGGAGAUAUCGUUUUUAAAGCGAGAGUACGACGAAACCGCUACGGAGGACCACAAUAAGACAAAAUCGGUUACGACAAACCAGCCUGGCAUAAUUCGAACAAGAGAAGUGUCGUGUUUCUGUAACCGCAUCGAUUCAAGUGGAUGUGACUGUUUCAAUCCAGUUAUCACGGAGUUUGAAAAGAAAAGAUCACCAGAUUCUCAAUCACAUGGCACCGGUGUUUCUGCUGAAACAAAUAUAGACACAACCUCUGACAACAUACUCAGAAACGAGACAAUGGCCAAUGCCUCAUCUACCGAUUUUGUGGUCAAUGUGGAUAUACCGGAAGUUGCUUCUGUCGACGCGUCAGGGGAUAAAGGCACACCGGACAACUCCGCCGAAAAAACUGCGCCAGGACUUCUGAAACCAGUGGUAACUGUAGAUCAGCAUCUCAUUGGCCAAUACAUCGUUGUAGAGUACGACGGGCUGCCUUAUCCUGGAGAAGUUUUAGAUGUUGACGAGGAAGAUCUUGAAGUUAAGGUUAUGCACAAGAUUGGAAAGAACAGGUUUUUCUGGCCGUUACUCGACGACACUCUGUGGUACCACAAAGACAAAGUUGUCACGAUACUGGACGGUGCUCCUGUAAGGGUGACUGGGCGGCAUUGGAAAAUAAAUCAUGAUGUUUGGGACCAAAUUGAAGACAUUCUGGACUUAUGAAUAAAUGACUGUGGUCAUUAUUGGACGGUGCUCCCGAGAGUGUGCCUGGGCGGCAUUUUUAAAUGACGACGUUUGGCACCAAAUCGAAGACAUUCUAGACUUAUGAAAAGAUGACAUAUGUUCUUUGUGUUUAAUAUUCAUGAUGGUUCUUGGAGAAUAGUUAUAACUGCGUUCCAGUUCAUAUGUUUAUUGUGUUUUGUCAUUUCCGUAACAAAAAUUGUCAAAUACAGUUAUGUUUUAAAAAUUUAUCCACGUAUUGCAUAUAAUACACUAAAAGGUAUAUAUUUUUGAUUUGUUAGAUAAAUGAAAUAGUUUUUGGUGAUUUUACAUUGAAAAUUUAUGUGUUUAUCAACUCCGUAAUAUGCCUAUCAUUCCCAUUACGCAUUAUCAGUUCCGUAACAUGACGUUUUAUGAGUGUUGUUAGUAUCAUUUAGGAAUAUUAUUCACACCUUAUAUGUCAUUUUGCUACUUUCAAAUUAGUUUUAACAAUUGGUUCUGAUUUGGA
Molecule: messenger RNA, 1384 nt
Organism: Mya arenaria
Lineage: Eukaryota; Metazoa; Mollusca; Bivalvia; Myida; Myidae
Exons: 7
Coding region: 1-879 (292 amino acids)
Source: RefSeq, a predicted model, not a curated record